This is a messenger RNA of Rhododendron vialii, 824 nucleotides long. Its product is annotated as NADH dehydrogenase [ubiquinone] 1 alpha subcomplex subunit 6. The transcript has 2 exons. Gene Ontology annotation, biological process: response to oxidative stress. Bases 230 to 628 code for a protein of 132 amino acids. Lineage: Eukaryota; Viridiplantae; Streptophyta; Magnoliopsida; Ericales; Ericaceae. The record is from RefSeq and is a predicted model, not a curated record.
UGAAGCCAAACGGGGGGCAAUCACAGGACCAAACAGACGCACCCAGAAAGUCCCCAAAAUCCUGAGCGACCCACACCUCUCUCUCUCUCUCUCUCUCUCUCAUCAUCAUCAUCAUCAUCAUCAUCAAAAAUCAAUUUCUUCGAUUUCGAUUUCAUUUCGUCUGGUUCUCCAAAAGAUCAGUCAUCAGAAGAAGGAGAAGGAGAAGGAGGGAAGAAGAAGGAAAGAAACGAUGUCGUUUACCCUGAGGAGCGUGAAGGUAGCGCCGAACUCGGCGAGUCUGGAGGAGGCUCGGACCCGGGUGUUCGACUUCUUCCGGUCGGCUUGCAGAUCCAUCCCGACCGUCAUUGACAUCUACAACCUCGACGACGUCGUCUCCCCCUCCCAGCUCCGCUCCUCCAUCGCCUCCCAAAUCCGCAAGAACUCCCACAUCACCAACCCCAAGGUGAUUGACAUGCUGCUGUUCAAGGGGAUAGAAGAGCUGAACAACGUUGCCGAACAUGCAAAGCAGAGGCAUCAUAUCAUCGGUCAAUAUGUAGUUGGUAGCGGGGGCCUUGUGCAGGAUUUGGGAAGCAAGGAUCAGGCCAACUCCAAUUUCCUCAAAAACUUCUACGAAGGCAACUACUUCUAGGCAUUUUUUUGAUAUAAGAACUUUUGAACCUUAUUUUGCUGUGCUUGGGACCUGCCUCGGAUGGGGUUGUGGUUUCGGCUGUAGAAUUCGAAAAUAAUGUUGCACUUUCUGAAUCUUGUUAGAUGGAGACAUUCAUGUUCUUUAUUUCAGAUUUCAAAACGCUCCUCAGUCUGAAUAACCUUUUGAUGAUGCUCAA